CACGUGAUAAUUUAUGGGCGUGUCUCCUACUUGGCAGCAAGCUAGCAGCAGAGGAACAGUCACCUUUACAAAUUACACAAAGAGAAGGCUAAGAAGACAAAGAAAAGAAGGCAGUCAUGUUUUCUUGGCUCAGGAAGGACAAGAGGCACGAUGAGGUCAAAACUUACCAAACUGUCAUAGAUGGCCUCAAAGAGAUGUACAAAACAAAGCUCCUCCCACUAGAGAAAGAGUACAAGUAUGGUGAGUUUCAUUCCCCGUACCUCAACGCUGGAGACUUUGACGCCAAACCAAUGGUCCUCCUGAUAGGCCAGUACUCUACUGGAAAGACUACGUUCAUCCGAUACCUUUUAGAAAGGGAUUUUCCUGGCAUUAGAAUAGGCCCAGAGCCGACUACUGAUCGAUUCAUGGCCCUCAUGCAUGGACCCCACGACCAGUCUAUCCCAGGUAAUGCACUAGCCGUUGAUCCUAACCGUCAGUUCCGGGCUCUCCAGCAAUUUGGAAAUGCUUUCUUGAGUCGUUUCGAAGGUUCUUGCCUCCCCAGUGGCGUCUUGGAGAGCAUAACGCUCAUUGAUACUCCUGGUAUCCUAUCUGGCGAGAAGCAGCGGGUCCAUCGCGGCUAUGACUUUGAGGCCGUUAUUGAGUGGUUUGCUGAUCGUGCCGACAUGAUAAUCCUUCUCUUUGAUGCCCACAAACUCGACAUAUCCGACGAGUUUCAACGCGUCAUCCACACCAUCAAACGAAACCAAGAGAAGAUACGUAUAGUCCUUAACAAGGCUGACAUGGUGACGACACAGCAGCUUAUGAGGGUCUAUGGUGCUCUUAUGUGGUCGCUGGGAAAAGUCGUGAACUCUCCCGAGGUUGUUAGGGUGUAUAUUGGUAGCUUCUGGGACAAGCAGCUCCAGUUUGAUGAGAAUAGGAGGCUCUUUGAAGCAGAGCAGGAGGACCUCUUUGCCGAUAUCCAGUCCCUCCCUCGUUCUAAUGCCGUUCGUAGACUCAAUGAGAUGAUUAAGAGAGCGCGUCUUGCAAAAGUCCACGCUUAUAUCCUAGACCAGCUCAGGUCCCAGAUGCCAUCGCUGUUUGGUAAGCAAAGCAAGAAGGAUGAGCUCAUUACGAACCUCCCCAACAUAUUUCACUCCAUUCAGAAACGUUACCAGCUCCCGGUCGGUGACUUCCCUCCGGUCAAGCGCCUCCAGCAGCAACUAGAGGAAUAUGAUUUUACCAAGUUCCCUAAACUCAACGUUGGACUCAUUGACUCUGUCGAUGUGAUGCUUGCCAAGGACCUCACUCGUAUUAUGCAGAUGCUACCUAAAGAGGAAGCGCUUACAAAAGACAAGAGGAUUCGAGGUGGAGUUUUUGGACACACCGAGUCAGACCCUUUCUCUACAAAGCGUGACCUCACCAAAGCUUCUACUUACACGGCGUACGAUGAAGGAUGGAUAGUCAGUCCUGACGCUGCUAGAUAUGAUGCCAUUUUUGAAAAACUAGGACCCAAUGCUCAAGGAAAGAUAUCGGGUGGAGUGGCACGAGAGGAAAUGAUGAAAUCCAAACUCCCUAACUCUGUAUUGCGUAGGAUAUGGACACUUUCUGACAUUGACGGGGACGGAAUGCUUGAUAGAGAUGAGUUUGCUGUGGCUUAUUUCCUCAUUGAUCACAAGUUGGCCGGUAAUGAUAUACCAGAGACCCUUCCUGAACGGGUUGUCCCCCCGGCUAAGAGAUCCUUGUACAAUAAAGAUAGUCCUGGCGCUUCUCUAGGAGGAGGAGGAGGAGGUGGAGGGAGGGAGUAUAGUUACGGUGGGAGAGAAGAGAGACGUAAGAUGGAUAGUUAUGAUGAAGAUCACGGUUUGGAUCAGUACAUUCAGUAAAACUACAUGUAUUUGAUUACCAUAGAGUAAUUGCUGUACUUUCUCUAUCUCUCUCUCUCUGUAUGCAAUUUUAAUACAAAGCUGUGAUUUCUAUUCUUUAUUAUUAUUAUUAUU
Amphimedon queenslandica is the source of this 1976-nucleotide messenger RNA. RefSeq names its product EH domain-containing protein 1-like. Gene Ontology annotation, cellular component: cytoplasm; plasma membrane. Gene Ontology annotation, molecular function: protein binding; GTP binding; calcium ion binding. The coding region runs from base 117 to 1862 and encodes 581 amino acids. Lineage: Eukaryota; Metazoa; Porifera; Demospongiae; Haplosclerida; Niphatidae. The record is from RefSeq and is a predicted model, not a curated record. Gene Ontology annotation, biological process: endosomal transport; endocytosis. The transcript has a single exon.